Messenger RNA from Haplochromis burtoni (Burton's mouthbrooder), 6067 nucleotides. Its product is annotated as F-BAR and double SH3 domains protein 2. The record is from RefSeq and is a predicted model, not a curated record. Gene Ontology annotation, cellular component: recycling endosome; neuromuscular junction. Gene Ontology annotation, molecular function: protein binding. Gene Ontology annotation, biological process: regulation of actin filament polymerization; neuromuscular synaptic transmission. NCBI's taxonomy places the organism in Eukaryota, Metazoa, Chordata, Actinopteri, Cichliformes, Cichlidae.
ACACACCAGUCCUGUCGUAGUGGCAGCAGCCGACACAAGCGUGUCCGGUCUCUCCUCGUAGCUCCAGUUUCUGCUGCAUAUAAACUAGCCAUUUAUCAUCAGUCAUGGCCGCCGGAGUACAAAUUUAACUCCCGUCUUUCCUCCCUGUGGUUCGGAGGGGAGGCUUUUUUCUUUCUUUUUGUUGGUGUUUGUUUCAGGAAGCAAGAGGGGGGAAAACAUAGAAAUAUUAGUGCCACACACUGAUUUGGAUAUCCUCUCGGAAUUACAAUACAUCUCACAAGGGAAAUACCAUUCAUGUCAAUACUUCAACAUGCAGCCGCCGCCGAGGAAGGUCAAAGUGACACAGGAGCUGAAAAACACUCACACAGAGCAGAUGACAAGACUGCACUUUAAACACCAGACCGAAUGUGACCUGCUUGAGGACAUGAGGAGCUAUAGUCUGAAGAAAGGACAACUGGAGCGGGACUAUGCACAGGCUCUGCAGAAGUUAGCGAGUCAGUACCUAAAGAGAGACUGGCCUGGAAUCAACCCUGAUGACCAGAGAACAGACUAUAGGAAUGUGUAUGCAGUGUGGAGGUCCUAUUUAGAAGGUACAGUCCAGGUGAGCCAGUCCAGGCUCAAUGUAUGCGACAAUUACAAGAGUCAAGUAUCAGAGCCCGCUAAGACUGUUAGACUGUACAAGGAGCAGCAGCUUAAAAAGACAAUAGAUCAGCUGAGCGGCAUUCAAGCAGAGCUGCAGGAGUCAGUGAAGGAGUUGGCCAAAGCUAAGAAAAAAUACUACGACUGCGAGCAGGUUGCCCACGCUAUACGAGAGAAGGCCGACAUCGAGGCGAAGUCUAAACUGGGUCUUUUUCAGUCAAGAAUUAGUUUACAGAAAGCAAGUGUGAAGUUGAAAGCAAAAAGAAGUGACUGUAACUCAAAGGCGACACAGGCCAGGAAUGACUACUUGCUAACGCUAGCUGCUGCCAAUGCUCACCACGAUCGCUACUACCAUACAGAUCUGCUGCACUGCAUACAGGCCUUGGACGGCAGAAUCUAUGAGCACGUCAAAGACUACCUGGUGGCACUUUGUCGCACUGAGCUUGAGGCCUCCCAGGCUACACACAACACGUAUCAGUUCCUUUUGGACAAAUCCACCAGGAUAAUGCAGGAGUACAACCAGCAGUUGUUCAUGCAAGAGAAUCCGGUGUUUCACAAAGCGCACGACUUCCAGUUCCAGCCCAGUGAAUGUGACACGACUCUGAGCUCGGUGCAGCAGUUGGUGGACAUUGAACCGUCGCCGGUCAGUGCCAUGAGAAUGACCCUGGCACAGAGUCGUCAGCUGGAGUCGGAGUCGGGGACGACAGAGGAGCACAGUCUGAACAAGGAGGCCAGGAAAUGGGCAACCAGGGUGGCCAGAGAGCACAAGAAUAUCAUUCACUACAAGCGAUCUCUGGAGGAGUGUGAGAGCCACGGCUUGCCUCCCACAGAGCAGGGAAGAUUAGAUCUGGAGAUGAAGAUCGAAGACACCAAAGAAAACAUGCGCAAAGCCGAGACAAUAAAGUUGAAAGCUGAAGCUCGGCUGGACCUUCUACGCCAAGUUGGGGUUGCCGUGGAUACCUGGCUAAAGAGCGCCAUGAACCAGGUGAUGGAGGAGCUGGAGAAUGAACGUUGGGCCAGCUACACUUCCCACGACCCCUCACUGUCGGCCUCCCAACCAGAUGAGUUAACUAUCGAUGAACAGGAGAUGUUGGAGGUCAUUGAGGACGGAGACAUGGAGGACUGGGUUAAGGCACGCAAUAAGGCAGGUCAGGUGGGCUAUGUCCCAGAGAAAUACCUGCAGUUCCCGACCUCCAACAGUCUGCUGAGCAUGCUCCAGUCUCUGGCUACGCUCGAUGCUCGGUCACACACUUCGUCUAACUCAACAGAGCCAGAGCUGCACUCGGGCUGCAUAAACGGAGACACAAAUAUGGUGUAUGUGCGUGCACUUUAUGAUUACGAGGGUCAGGCGGAUGAGGAACUCUCCUUUUCCGAGGGAGCUGUGAUCCGCUUGUUGAGCCGUGACACUCAGACAGAUGACGGCUUCUGGGAGGGGGAGCUGAACGGGCGGGUGGGCGUUUUCCCCUCCGUGUUGGUAGAAGAUCUCACAGAGAAUGGAGAGACCAGCGCGGGAGGGGCAGGUGACACACAGAUCUCUCCUUCUUUGAAACUGCCAUCUUCUCUGCCACCUCUUCCGCUGUACGACCAGCCUCCCAUCAGUCCCUUCACCAGCCCCGAGACUUCCACCCCACCUCCUCUGCCACGUUCCCCUUCCGCUGCUCUUAAUGGGGAGCACAAGCUUCCUCUGCCUGCCUCGUCACACAAAGGACCGCUGUCAGCUCACAAUCAAAGCUCUGGCAGGAGUCCAGUAUCUCCAGGAUUUGCUAAGACUCAGCCGCCAAGAUUCACUCCUGAAGGAGGCCCGGGCAAACUACGACCUGUGCGAGCCGCUCCUCCUCCACCCAAGCAGCACCCCCGCCGACAGCAGGAGAAGAGCGACAAGACGGAGGAGGUGGAGAUCACGCUGGUGUGACAGACAAACAAACUGACAGCCGGUUAUAGGCGCACAAACAGAAAUGAAAACAGAUGAAAGGCAGAUGUAUCCUACAGGCUUGGGAACUGAAGUGAAGUUAAAUAAAGUGAUGUGAAGUAAACUGAACUGAACCACGCUGACCCCUCCCCCCCGCCCCAAUCUCCUGAACUCCUGGCAGCUCCGUAUCUUCUCCCUUUGAGCUGAGGAUGAGGAGAGCAGAGAGAGGGGACAAAGGCAGACUAUCCGAUGUAAUAAUCUCCGUAUUAGCUUCCUAAUGAAGUGCAGCAGUAGCCCACACACCCCCGAUCCCUUCACCCUACCCCGUCCUUUCAUUCUUGCCUUAAAACCUCACCUCAUUGGGCAGCAAAUCACACCACGGUGAAGCAGAGGAAGAAUGUCAGGAGAUGAGGAGGAUGGGAAAAAGCUAUUUGUGACAGAUGACGGAUUUGGCAAGUUUUCUGUUGUCAAGCUUUCCAUAAGACCAUUCAUCUUUCUGCAGGAGCAGAUCAGAGUCAAUAUUUAGAUUUUUUCUCUUCCCAAUAAAUAAUCAUGAAGCACGAGAAAAGUUUUGAAGCCCCAAGAACUGACAAAAUGUAGUAAAAGGUUAUCAGACAAACCAAACAUAUAACUCAAUACACUAUAACUAUAAAAUUAGGGUGGGAUGGAGGCAGAUGAUUGAUUGUGGUGACCCCUAAAGGCAGAAGCUGACUUAAAUGGCAGCCCACAUGAACAGCUGAUGGCUUAGUAUGGAUCUUGUUGGCAGAUAUCAUACUGGAUGCAAUAUUUACGUUGCUUUAGCCUCUUUACAGUUAUCACACAUCUGCAAGCCACUUUGCAACCCAGCUCAUGCUUUUCAUGCUGUGUGUGUGAUUUGAUCAAUGGUCAGUGUUGCUUGCAGCGUCAUGUACAGGUGUUGCUUCGGCCCAAAGAAGAGAGCCCAAUCUAAUUCAGUGCAGAUGGAAAUAAACAAUCUGCUUUUUGCUACUGUAUUCCCGGGGGCAUUAGUUUUGCUUUAGUUUUUGUUUUUAAAAAAGUCUGAUUCUUAUCUGAUACCUUUUCCUUACCUUUUGUGAGUGUUGUGGGCCCAUCCAAAGAAAGCUGGCUGAAAUGUAAGUAAAAACAUGCCAGGUCUGUCACGUUUUUGGAGAGCAGUGGAGAACGAAGUGAACGACCAGGGAAAUUGAGCGGUGUGCGUGGACGCAGUGUCCCUCUCCUUAGGCCUUCCCUCGUCAUAUAUAGUCAUUAUCAUCAUACGUAUUUAAUGUGUAAUAGUACAGUACAUUACUGUCGUCAUAGGAAUGUUAUGCUCAGCAUUUCAUAUAAACUAACUCAGCUGAAUGGAAUACCAUGUCUGAUAUGUAGUGGAAGUUUUAUCUUCAUCUUAUACUGAAAGGGCAUUGUAAAUACAGCAGGAAGGAGAGCUCAAAGGAGGGAGAGGAUGAAAGAAAACGAGAGAUAAAGGAGGCUGGAUCCUUCCCUCUGCUCUUAGCAUCGCCUCUCUUCCCGUCCCUCCUUUACGUCUCUCCCUCUUUCCUCUAAAGACGAUUCUGUCCAUUGGCAGUCAGUGUGAAUCAGUGACUAUCAUAUACAUACAUACACACAUGCAGAUACAUUAUACGACAGAUACAGUCUCUCAUUCUGUGCGCCGUAUGUCUGUAUCACUGAUUGGUUCAGAGAUGCGCUGCUGGUGCUUUUAAAGGCACUCAAAUUGUUGGUAUUCACUAUGUGGCAACAAAGAAAAGUUUUAUUUCAGAUGAUGUAGACACAGGAAAGUAUUUGUGGCCGGGACUUCUUAUUAGCACAGAACUGUAUAGUUUUCAUCCCUCUCAUGCCGAUUUGUUCACUGUUCAGUUCAACUAAGACGCACGUUUACUUGACGCUCAUUACAUUUGCAGGUAUAAUUUUUCUCUCGUCUUGCCAAGCAAAGCCACCACAUCUUGUGUCCUAAUGCUAGAAACAGAAAACAGAAAGAGGUGUGUAAAGAAAAAAAAUCAAACUAAAUGGACAGAACUAGCAAAUGACAUUCAAAUGGAGCUAAGUACAAAUCUUUUGUGUGUGUUUUUUUUUACUCAAAGUAAAUAAAUGCCCCCAUUUCCCUUUACAUGGCCAUAAAGCCUUUGAAACUCCUUGCCUGAAGGGCAGCGUAGCACUUUUAUUAAUUUCUACCUUACUUGGAAAGUAGCAGUACCCUCAUAUAGCAUCGGCACGGGUGGCAAAGACUCUGAUGAAUCCUUGUUGUUAAAAUGAUUCAGAGUUGUUCUUUUUAAGCUGAUCCUAUGGACUUUUUUUGUUUCAGUGUGACUGAUGCUUAAAAAACAAAACAAACACAAAUAAAGAUCUCCACUCUUCCAGCUCUUCCAAAGAGGUGGAGAGACGACUGUGAACAGUGAAAUUCGCUGUUCUCCUUUAUUUCUAAGAACAAAACAAACAAAAAUUACAGAAAGCGAUGCGUUUGAAUGAAUCAUUUUCUUUUUUUGGUCUCGAAAUAGGCCUGGGUGUUUAUGAGUGUGAUUGUUUAUAAGAGAGAGAGGAGGAAUUUUAAUCUAAUCUGUGUUUGACUCUUAAGAUAUGUCCCAGUUCCUCACUGCAAAUGAACAAGUUUGGAGAGCGUUUGCACGGAAUAAAUUGCAAAGUAGAGUAUUGUCCAAAUUGUCAGCAGGAGAUAAAACUGAACAUUCAGGCAGUAAUCCUCUUUCUUUGUCUCAGAUAACAUCCCUACUGCAAAACAAAAACAAAAGAAGAACUGUGGAUAAUGGAGAUUAAUAUUAAAUUUAAAACUCUUAGCAUUACUAUGUAGUGUUGCACUGGAGCACAUCUUCAGGUCUCCUGUAAGAAAAGUCUUAAUCUGGAAGCAAAUCGAUUGUUUUCCCCGGUGGAGGUGAUUUCUAAAAGGAGAAGUAAGAAGUGAAACCACAACAUUUUGUGUAGCAUUCAUCCUAGCAAACUUCAGCAUGCUGGAAUUAGUUGCAUUUUUAGAUACGACCCUCUGCUCUUCUGCUGUUGUACGGACUAGCAUUGACUUGUGACAGUGUGGUCAAGGCGACUUGGAACAGCAGCCUGUCCUUGAUCUCUCUGAGAUCUGAUUUUUACUGGUUUUCGAACUUGUUUUGAAGUUUAUGGUUUUUCAGCAUCCGCAGACAUUCCCGUUAUACUUCCUCAGUCAGUCUGUCAUAUAUAAAAUUGACAUUUCAUUGCCAGUUGCCACUUUGAAGACGGAUCGUUUCCCAUCUUUAACAGUCUCUUUGGUCCGCGACAGUGUUUAAUUAUUUGGUAUGGUUUUUAUGUUUUAAAUGACACUUUAUUUUUCCUUAUGUGGAUUCAGAGUAGCACAGCUGCCGUUAUUAUUAACGAUGUGGUGGAACAACUGGCCUCUCUCUUUAAUAGACUGUUGCCAUGGUGACAAUAUUGAGAACAGGUGCAAAAGUCUUUCUGCAUAUUAUUAUUGGAUGUACAAAAAACGACAACAAAAAAACAAAGUUUGUAUUUAUUGUGUACAAAUGUUAAUUAAUAAAAAAU